This is a messenger RNA of Rotaria sp. Silwood2, 2883 nucleotides long. Lineage: Eukaryota; Metazoa; Rotifera; Eurotatoria; Philodinida; Philodinidae. The record is from the annotation of a GenBank genome assembly.
AUGGCUACAUAUUUCAAAACUCCAUUUACUAUUAGUAAUGAAUCGUACUAUGUCGAAGUAAAAGUACCAAAAAUUGAUUCAUCAUCUGGUAACAAUUUAAUCUGUUGUGUGGAUAUAUCAGGUUCAAUGAGUGGUAGUCCAAUUCGUAAUGUUUGUGAAGUAUUACGUGAUAUUUAUCAACGUACACAAAUUGAAUAUCCAUUAUUUACUUAUAAUACAAAAGCAGAUACAACAAAAACAAUAAAAUCAGUUGAAAAACAAUAUUUAGAUGCAAAUGGUGGCACUAGUUUUAGUUCAAUCUUCAGUGCUAUUCAAAAUCAUUUAGUUACUAAUCAAAAAUCAACGACAUUUAUUUUUAUGACCGAUGGUCAAGAUACAGAUUCUCAAGAAGCAUUGAAACGAGCUAUUCAAAUGUUAAAAUUAACUAUUAGUGGAUUAUCAAAAGUAAUAACAGUUGUUUUUCAUGUUAUUGGUUUUGGUGAAGUGAAUAAUAAUUUUUUAAAUCAAGUAAGACAAUUUGGUAACAAAGAAGGUUUAUUUCGAUAUUCAACUCAAUCAGCAGAAUUACAAAAUAAUUUCAAUGAUAUGUUUGAAUAUGCAAUGUCAGCCAGAGAAUUUACAAUUGUUAUUAAUGGACAAUCAUAUACAUCAAGUAGUAAUGAAGAAACAGCUGGAUUUUUAAUUGAUAAUAUUACAAUUGAUGAUACAACAACUAAAGAAAUCACACUUAAAUCAUCUGAUGGUGAAUCAAAAAUUCCAUUAGAACUUAUGCAAAAUAUUCGUCCGAUUCAUCUUGUACGAGCAUUAAAUUUAGCAUCACCAGAUGAUGAAAAAUCUGUUCAUAAAAUUCGUACAUCUUUAAAUUCAAUUAUUCCAACAGGAAGUGCUGAUCUUAUGGAAAGAUUAGAAUUAGAACAAAUUAAAAAAGAAAUUGAUGAACGAAUGAUGGAAUAUACUCAAUUAUUUACACAAAUUAAAAUUGGACAAGUACCAGAACAAGUCAAAUUAAAAUUGAGUGCAUUAAGACAUGAUGCAACAUUUGCUAAUGCACAAAGACGUAAAAAAUUAGAUAUACGUAUUAGUAAAAAUGUUGAUUAUUUUCGUCGAACAGAUAUUAGUGGAAUAUUAGAUGGUUAUAAAAAAAGUAUUGAUCAAGAUGGUUGGAAUAAAAUAAAAGAACAAAAAUCUGAUUGGGUUUGUACAUAUUCCAGUGAUGAUAUAUAUGAAAUGAUGAGAAAAGCACCGGAUAAUAUUAUGUGUUUAGGAAUAUUAAUUGAACGUAAUGAACAAGCUAUUACAUCACCAACAAAAGGUUUAAAAUUAAUUAGUGUGUCAAAUACACUAAUUUCAUAUGAUUCAUUUAUUGCUGCAAUGACUUUAGCAAGAAACUCCCACAAUCAACAACAACAGCAAUCAGAUGGAACCAACUAUGGACAAUUUUCUGGAAUUAAUGACACUUACUGUGUAAUUGGUCAAUUACGUGAAAAAAUCAAUGCUGUUAUACCACUUUAUAUUAAUUAUGAACAUAUGAAACGUAUACGAAUUUUAGAAGGAAUUUGGCUAGGAUAUAUGUUUACUUUAGAUUCCUAUGGUUAUGAUAAACAGCAAGAAAUUGGUUUACUUAAGUUACUCUAUGAUAUGAUUAUAUUACGCACCGGUACAGAAAGAAAUAAGCAAAUAAUAACUGAAUUUGAAAAAGUCUGUCAUUUUAUUGUUACUGAAUCAAUCGGUUUUAAAAGUGCCUAUGGAGAAAAAACAUAUGAUAAUUUUAUUAACAGUAUUCAUGGACGACAAAAUGGAACAUAUGAUUUAAGUAUUCCAUUGAUUAUUGGACAUUUAAAAAAUGAUUUAAAAAGUGUCUUAAUGCCUGUCUAUUAUGAAUAUCUUCGACAAUGUUUACAUAAAAAAAUGCCUGCAGAUAAAAUGAAUAUUAUCGAACGAUUAUUAUAUGGUGAUGAAAGUCAAAGAGUUAAAACCGUUGCAAAUAAUAAUGAUACAGUUGGUAUUGAUAUAAAUCAACAAGAUCCUGAUUAUGUUGAACAAAGUUUUAUUCAAUAUUUUCAUGAUGAAAUGUGUAAACCAAUUGAAUUAAUUCCAGAAACAACAACUGGUGAAGACCGAAAAUUAAUCAUUCGUGAAGCUGACGUUGAAUAUAUCAAAAGUAUUUUACAAUCAAUUGAUAGUGAACUUAGUUUAAAUGUUCCUAUCGUUAUUAAAAAUAUGUUAAAAUAUUGUAAUAUAAAUGAAAAUUAUAUUGAAAAUAAUAUUGAUUAUGAUGAUUUACGAAAAGAACUAUUAAUGAUUUUACAUAUUGAUCAAACUGUACCAGCUAAUGUAACAAAAUCAAAUAUUUUAUCUAUACUUGAUGAAAGAUUUCAAGGAAAUCGUGAUAAUACUGUUACAUUUAACCUUACACCAGAAAACAUUCGUAUUGUUACAUAUAAAGUGUUAACUUCGAAAACAUUAGAAGGUUUUGGCGGUUUAUUGAGAAAAUAUUGUUCAAAACGUUGUGGUUCACUUUUUUCUGAUGUUAUCAAAAAUUUAUUAGUUUUACCACAAACAAAUGAAACAGAGGGAAAUGUUAAUACUGCAACGAAUAAAGAUAAAUUAAUUGCAUUAUUAACAAAUCAAGUUGGAUAUUCUCAAUUAUAUAAUAAUGAAAUGUCUGCCUUUUGUUGGCAACCACUAGCUGAUGUCGAUAUUAAUCUUUUGGCAAAAAUUGUUGGCCAACGUGAAUUCGAGAAAAUUGAAAAGAAAAAUAUGAGCGAAUAUGUUUUACAUUGUUAUAGAAUAUCAAAUAAACCCAAUCGACAUGGUUUUAGUAAUUAUAAACCAAAUAUGAAUAAUAAGUUUAAAUUUACUGGUUAUAAUGAUCGACAUUAA